Molecule: messenger RNA, 709 nt
Organism: Eruca vesicaria subsp. sativa (arugula)
Lineage: Eukaryota; Viridiplantae; Streptophyta; Magnoliopsida; Brassicales; Brassicaceae
Source: the annotation of a GenBank genome assembly
GCGCCAACCAUCUCUCUUUCAUAUAUUUCUUCUUCUAACAACAAAAAACAAGGUCCCGAUAUUAAUUAAUAUCAUAUAAACACGCUUUACUAUAUAGUCCUUAUUUGACUAUUAAUAGAAAGAACAGUAACGUGAUGAUCACGAUAUUAAUAUAUAUAUAUAACAAAAUACAACAUGUUAGGUUCUAUCAAUAUCCAAAACUUAAAACCAUCUCACACUCUCUCUUCUCAAAUGGAGGCUGCUGAUUUAAUGAAACUCUCUCUUCUCCAACGAAGACACGGUGCCGUUUCACAAACCCUAGACUUGGAGCUUCUCUCUGUCAACAAAUCCUCCGAUGAACUUCUUCCACGUUACACCUCUCUCAGAGACAUCCUCCCUUCCACCACAGCCGAGUCCCCUGCCGUCUCUGUAGCGGCUCCCGUCAUCUCCAUCCGGAACCGCCUUGUAAAGCAAGCUGCUUGCGCCUACCUUCAGCCAGCUACUCCAACUCCUUCCUCUAACUCUUCGUUCCUCCGCCGUGUCUCUUCUUCUUUCCUCCGCCUUCUCUCAGCCUUAUUCGGUUCCCUCCUCCGCCUCUUCCCAUCUCCUCGACAUAUCUUGAGGGUUUAGUGAAUAAAUAAACAGAAAGAACUGUUUCAAACUUCAGUCAACAAUUUUUUUUUGUUUCUCAAACUCGUACCACAUCAUCUCUGUUUUUUUUUUUUUUUUU